This is a messenger RNA of Papilio machaon (common yellow swallowtail), 889 nucleotides long. RefSeq lists its product as uncharacterized. The transcript has 3 exons. The record is from RefSeq and is a predicted model, not a curated record. Lineage: Eukaryota; Metazoa; Arthropoda; Insecta; Lepidoptera; Papilionidae. The coding region runs from base 176 to 706 and encodes 176 amino acids.
AUACAAGACAAAUACUCGUUGUUAUAUUUUUUUUUCUCAAUUACACCUAUUUGUCGCAUAAUCGGCGCGCGCGCAUUCAUUGCCAGUGCAAGGCGACCUUUGGACCCUUCAACUAUUUCAGUAUACCGAGCACAACUUAUUUUUUACAUAACAUAUUUCCUUUUCCUUCAUUAAAAUGAGUGAUGCACGAAGCAAAGAUUUAAUUAAGCUUAGAGGAUCAAUUAAAGGCAAAUUAACAAUUUUUCAUAAUUUCUUAAACACUUUGGAAAGCAUAGUAAAUGUAAAUGAAACUCAAUUUAACGAACUCGACUCGCGUUUAAAUAAAAUUGAUUGUCUACAUAAUGAUUUUGAUAAAUUUCAGACGGAGUUGGAAAUGUUGUCUGACGAUCCCAAUCAAUUAAUGUCAGAACGAGAAGAAUUUGAAAGCAAAUAUUUCGCAUUAGUAUCGACGGCGCGCACAAUAUUGAACAAGUAUCAGCGAGACCGGCAGCGCGCGAUGUCAGUGUCCGAGUCGAGCGAUGGCGGCGUAGACAGAGAAGUGACAGCUUUGGUGAACGUUGUCGCGGGUGACGGGAACCUACACCCCGCGCGACUCUUGCUUGACAACGCGUCCACUGCGCACUUUGUCACGCGCCACCUAUGUGACAAGCUCGGGUUACCGCGGCGUCACGUAAGCUCAUCUGUGACAGUUUGCUCUCAGGCCUAGACAUCAUCGACGAACCAAGAAUCUACAUCAAACCGAGGGAGGACAGUCUUAAUGGAGCGCCCGCAGUCUACAGUCUUCCGAUCUACAUCUUCAGCCUGGCCCGGGCAGUAUGUUCAGUAUUACUGCACCGCCGGCGGGGGAACCGGGCGGGGGCCCUUUCAGACCUCGCCGCCCGCGCGCCUC